Chara braunii is the source of this 4485-nucleotide messenger RNA. NCBI's taxonomy places the organism in Eukaryota, Viridiplantae, Streptophyta, Charophyceae, Charales, Characeae. The record is from the annotation of a GenBank genome assembly.
UUCAUGUGGCAUUUCAUUGAAAAGCCUCAACCUCAGGAACUGCAGAGAUGUGACCAAAAGCAUGAGAGACAGCCAGCCAGACGAGAGAUAGACUGAGGUGUAGAGGUGGAUGGCAGACGAGGGCAUACGGGACACGAGAGUGCCCGCGGGUGGCCAGAAACAGCGGAUGGACGACGCAGAGAGGGACGAUAUUCAGGACGCCCUCGAUGAGGAGGAGGGCCGCGAGGGUGGGGCCAGGGAGGGGGCGGUUGCAGACGAGGCAGACAAGGCAGUCGGAGAACCUAACCUGCCAGGGGAGGAGGUGGUGAUGACGUCGAGAGGCGUCGGUGGAGCGGAUCCUGCUACUAGGGCGCCGCGAGCUGAGGUGGAGCGCGUGAGGAGGGAGAAGAGGACAGUGGGGCAGGCUGGCGUCGAGGUGCCAGACACGGGCAGGGAGAAGAGGGCUUGGCAGACCACGAUUGACGAGAUGUAUGCCAGGGAGAAGUUGGCUGAGUUCACAGACGCGUGGCUUCAGUGGAUCUAUGUGAAGAAGUUGCCAUUCAACGCCUUCCGUGGUCCGGAGUUUCAGAGGGUGUGGCAGGCAGCAGAGAGAGUGCCUCGCUCUAUCCAGAUCCGGUUUCCCUCCUACAGGGUUACAGCGGGCGCCGGUAUCCCUUCGCAGAGGGCGAAGGUGGCGACGAUGGUGAGCGAGGUGCGCGCCACUUUUCGGCACAGCGGUGCCACUAUCCUUUCUGACGGGAGGAAGUCGCGCAGCGGCAAGCCGCUCGUGAACUUCCUCGCCGGGGGCGCCAAUGGCGCCCUGCUGUACGCCACCGUCGCACGUGACGGGUCGGUCCGAGACACAUCGGACGUCGUGUACCGUAGCUGGCGGGCCAUCAUCUUGUCAUUUCCUGCAAAGGACGUGAUCGGCUUCUGCACAGACUCCGCCAGUAACUAUACGGCGGCAACACGCAGGUUCGCCAUAGACCCCGAGCCUGAGAUCAGGAGGAUCACUUGGCUCCCCUGCUGCACCCAUGUCUGCAACUUGAUGUUGUCAGAUAUCGGGACGCGAGUGGUGUGGGUCAAGGAGACCAUCAUCCGCGCUCGAGCGUUUGUGCGAUUUAUUAAAUCGCACGGCGCUGCUCACACCCUGUUUAGGAAGGUGAGCCCUCGCGUUCAGCUCGUCGAGCCCGUUGAGAUACGAUUUGCAUCGGUUUUCCUGAUGCUGACGUGUCUCAAAGGCCGACGAGACGCGUUGGAGAGCAUGUUGCACGGGGAUGCUUGGGCACACAUCCCGUGGGAUCACUCCCACGUAUCUCAGGCGCAGUGGGUGCAGCAGCAGAUCCGGAACGGGGAGUUUUUGCAGCGUGUCCAUUACGUCAUCCUAGUCAUGUCGCCCGUCCACCAGCUACUGCACAGGAUGGAUAGAGGUGGGAUGAUGAUGUCCGUCAUUUACGAGUGGAGUCAGCAUCUGCUGCAGUUGAUGAGCAGGGUCGACGUGCCGACGGACAUGACCGAGCCGUGCGUGCGUGAGGUUACCAUCCACAACCUCCACAUGCUAGAGCCCGCACAUGUCGCGGCCCACCUCCUCAACCCUCGUCGACGGUCCCUCACGUAUUACCAUUCGCUGGAGACGACCGCCGACAACCGCCGUGUGGUCGAGGAGUGCGACAGAUUUCUCCUGGCGCAGACCGGCGGCGAUCCGGUCGGCUUAUUGUAUAGGACCGUGAGGGACCAGAUGAGGGCGUUCCACUCGAGGCGAGGGGAUUGGGGAGAUCGUGACCUCUCCGAUGCCGAGGCGGCCGAUUGCAGGGGGGACAGUGAGACCGAGCGAUGUGCAGCGUGGUGGUUCGAGCAUGGACGUGCCCACCCGGAGUUGCGCACCAUCGCCAUCCGUGUCAAGCACUUGUGGACGUCUGCCUCUCCAGCGGAGAGGAACUGGGCGGAGCACGAGCGCGUCAGCACAGCGAGGCGCUGCAAGCUUGGGUUCGCCAAGGUUGCACAGCUGGUUGAGAUUGCCACCAAUCUCAAACUGGCCUCGUGCGCACGGCAGGGUGGUGGCUACGUGUUGCCAUGGGUUAUGGGGACCGGUCGGGGGGGGACGGCGGCAGAGGAGGAGGAUGAGGAGGGAGAUGUGGAGCCCGAGGUGUGGGGAGCGCGACCUGAUGGCAGUGUUCUCGAGCAGGAGAUCCAGCAGCAGAUUGUCGCUUUCCGUGACAGCCGACCGUCCAGAGCCCGUUCGGUUCGGGACGUGUUCGGCAGCAGAGCGACGGAGCUGCGACCGUGGCCGGAGGGUGGGGAUGAUGUGGACGCUGCUGCGGCAGGCGACGACAUCGACGACGACUGGACUGACGAUGAUGACACGCCGCUGAGUCGCAACCCGACGGCUGAGCGAGUGUACUUCACUUACGGUGGGGGUCGUGAUGGCAUGGAUUCACAUACAUCAGUUAUCACUGGUGGUGUGUCGUCGACCGCGCAGGCGAGUGGCAGCAGCAAAGCCGGUGGUGGUCUUGGAGGACAUUCGCAUGCGGAGGUUCGCAUGGACGACUCGGGAGAGCAGCAGCCAAGGGGAGGUCUUCGGCACACAGGCAGGCGUUGGGAGGUUAGGAGCGACAACGAGGCCGAGGGGGAGGCCGAGGAUGAGGAGGUGCACCUUCGCGAUCGUCGCUUCUCUCCCUCCCAUCAUCUGAUCUCUUCACGGCCCGAGGCACUUAGGCGUUCGGAGAGGUUGGCGUCGGCAGCAGGCAGAGACCGGACACAUGACGACGAGGUUCGUGGGGGGGAGAGGACUCCUUCUGACGCCGGUAUUCGCCCCCGCUCGCCGUCGGUGCUCCGCACACAGGACUUCGAGGACAUAGGGCUUGGUGGGAGCUUGGGAGAUUUGAGUGUCGAGGGACGUCGACGUGCCUCACCGCAGGAUGUGCGCACAGACGAGGACGUUGAGCGGAGCCCUGUUGAGACUGAGGAGGAGAGGGAUGCCCAUUUGGACCGAGAGGAGGAGGAGCGGCUGAGGAGUUUGCCACGGUGGGAGGGUCGGUUCGCGUAUCUCGACGAGCAGCGUCGAGAGAGGGACUUGGAGACAGGAGGGGGGGGGAGCCGUGACGUCGACGACUCGGGUGUCCCUGAGGAGGCGGUUCAGGGGGAGUUCGAUUAUGAGGGGCAGGAUGCCGCCGCGGGUGGUGGGUCAGGUGGUGGACGACGCGGUGACGAGGAGACCGCGGGUGUCCCUGAGGGGCAGGAUGUUGUCAUGGGCGGUGGGUCCCCUAGUGGGGGCCGUGGCGACAGCGAGACCGCGGGUGAUGAGGGACAGGGUGCUGCAGUGUGCGGCAGAGGAGAGGGUGGACCCGGUGGGGAUGGGGACACCGCGGGUGUCGGUGGAGACGAUGGACCGGACGACGACGAUGACGACGACCACGGUCCCGAGGACGAUCCGUAUAGGCUCGCCUUGGUGUUGAGGGAUCCCACAGUGCCUCCGUUGCGCCCUGCCGACACAGCGCACACUUUCUUCGACGCCGACGCUUUGACGCAUGCGUUGACGGAUGACCCUUUCGCACACGUGAGCCGCAAGAGCGGCAAGCAGAGGGCCCCUGGGAGGGUAUAUUCACCGCCGCCGUUCACAGUGCAAAGCCCUCAUCGGUCGGGUUCGUCGCUCAGCGACGUUAGAGGGAGGGAGUCCAGUGCGGGUGAGGUGGGGUCCGGCAGACGCAGCGACGGCGGUAGAGAUAGUGCGGGAUCGAUGCCUCCACCGCCCGCACGGACUCCGGAGGCCAGGGUCGACACCGGGGACCGAACGGUGGCACCUGGAGUUGCGCACAGUGGCGGUUUCCCGCCACCUGUCCGAGGAGGUGAGGGUGGCGGAUGGUCAGCUGUUCGUCGGGUCGGGGACCGGUUGCGGGCGGAUUACGACGCCGGGAGGGGCGUCUUCACGGGACAUACGCCUGUUCAGACGCAGGCUGCGGAGGGUGGGUCCGGACGUCCGAGCCUGCAGAUGGCAGGCCGCAUGCUUGGUUUGUCACGAGUGGAGAUGAGGAGGACAUUGGUCCUCGAGGCUGCAGGGACAUCCACGGACAGGCUGCGGGGAGAGCAGUUCACAUCGGGCGAGGAGGGGUUGUCGAUGCGUCCCGGGAUGAGACGACAGCAUGGCCUCUCGGAGCUUGAGGCUCGACUCGCUGCAGGGGUCGUCGCUGGGUAGGCAUCAUUGAACGCGAUUCAGGGGGAGAGAGAGAGGGGGAUUGUUGCACAGGUGGAGGAGGACGAGGACGCAGACACUGAGUCCGAGUCGAUCUAGACUGCGGCACGCAGACACAGGGCACAGCUGGCCGCGGCGGCCACUGCGGCACAUGCGGCAUACGUCAGCGGGGCACGGGGCACAGGUGACGGAGGGAGAGGAGGGCGCCGGGGAGGACCGCAUGGCCGCACGUCCUCCGGGAGAGGCCGCGCACGCUCUGGUGGGAGAUGACGACGUCCGUGGUGUUUUUUGCUACUCGGUUGUACAGUACAGACGAC